Messenger RNA from Mercenaria mercenaria, 624 nucleotides. Its product is annotated as UDP-N-acetylglucosamine 2-epimerase-like. Lineage: Eukaryota; Metazoa; Mollusca; Bivalvia; Venerida; Veneridae. The transcript has a single exon. The record is from RefSeq and is a predicted model, not a curated record. Bases 1 to 624 code for a protein of 207 amino acids.
AUGAAGGCGCGUAUACACGUGGUCGGAUCUCCUGAAGUUGAUGCCUGGUUAGAUAAAAAUGUUUCAUUUUCAGACGUUAAGAAACGUUACGACAUCAUUUAUGAAGAACAGGAUUUCAUGGUUUUACUUUAUCAUCCUGUUACCAUCAGUUUUGAUCCAAAUGUAAUCAAACAUGUCGUCCAGUGUUGCAUUGCGUCAGAAAUUAAUUUCGUUGUUAUAAAAUGCAAUAAUGGUACUAAUUAUGAAACCAUUUUGAAAGAAUACAUGCAGUUCAAACACAAUCCUCAUUUCAGAUAUUUACCUUCUUUAAGAUUUGAAUAUUUCGUGUCAUUGAUAAAACACUCGAAUGGACUCAUCGGAAAUUCCAGAAAUGGUGUUCGAGAAACGCCCGUUUUAGGUAUUUCUUCGUUAAACAAUGGAAACCGGCAACAAAACCGUUCAACUGAAGCUCGAUCUAUUAUUCAUAUUCCUGAUCAUAGAGAAAUGCCAGCGGCUACAUUGAAAGUAAUGAAAAAUAUUCCGCGUGUAGAACCUGUGACGGAAUUUGGUUCAAGUGCUUGUGCAGCUCGUUUUGGUGAAUUCAUUCGUAAAUGUGAUCUCAGCGCAAUAUAUACACAAAAGUAG